Messenger RNA from Empidonax traillii (willow flycatcher), 894 nucleotides. It is a transcript of the gene DUSP29, whose product is annotated as dual specificity phosphatase and pro isomerase domain containing 1. The transcript has 4 exons. Gene Ontology annotation, cellular component: cytoplasm. Lineage: Eukaryota; Metazoa; Chordata; Aves; Passeriformes; Tyrannidae. The coding region runs from base 191 to 844 and encodes 217 amino acids. The record is from RefSeq and is a predicted model, not a curated record. Gene Ontology annotation, molecular function: MAP kinase phosphatase activity; protein tyrosine/serine/threonine phosphatase activity. Gene Ontology annotation, biological process: protein dephosphorylation; negative regulation of MAPK cascade.
AGAUAUAAAGAUCGUCAUUUGGAGGGGGUAGCACUCAAGGUCAGAGUCAGCAAAUCCUCCUCUAAAAAUAGACUCCAGUUGCAAAGCUAGUAAGGUUUCUUUUGUCGUUCUGCUGCACUUCACAGGACCCGCUUACCUACAGCGCCCAUCUAAGCUUACAGUUUCUUGCACAUCCCAAGAGCACUAUCCCAUGGACAAAAUGUCAUCAGGAAGUUGGAAUGCUGCGAAGAAAAAUGCAUACACAGCGAUCAAAGUAGACCCUGAAGAGGACUACUGUACCCCAGGGGCAUUUGAACUGGAACGACUCCUCUGGAAGGGAUGCCCACAGUACACCCACGUCAAUGAAGUCUGGCCCAACCUCUACAUAGGAGAUGAAAAAACUGCAUUAGAUCGCUACAGCCUGGAGAAGGAGGGAUUCACCCACAUCCUCAACGCGGCCCACGGUCAGCGGAAUGUGGACACGGGACCAGAGUAUUAUCACAACAUGGCUGUGGAGUACCAUGGAGUGGAAGCAGAUGAUCUCCCCACUUUCAACCUCAGCCAGUUCUUUUACUCAGCUUCUAAAUUCAUUGAUAAUGCGCUUCAGGAUGAAAGAAACAAGGUUCUGGUUCACUGUGCCAUGGGCCGCAGCCGCUCAGCCACGCUGGUCUUGGCUUACCUGAUGAUUUACAAGAAUAUGACAGUCGUGGAUGCCAUUGAGCAAGUGUCAAGACACCGGUGCAUCUUGCCAAACCGGGGCUUCUUGAAGCAGCUGAGGGAACUGGACAUAGCGCUGGCACUGCAGAGGAGGAACAGCAAAAACAGCCUACCACCUGACGACAAGCAGAACAGCACCACCAUCUAGUAUUGCUCCUGGCAGGGUUGUGCUACUGGAAAAGAAACUCCAUAGAAGGA